AAGUCAGGAGAUAUAGACAGAAACUGAGGAACCAAAUCUGAGAUGUCACUUUUGAUAGACCUCUCACUGGGAUUGAAAUGAGAAGUAGGAAAGAAAAAGAAAUGGAAGAAAAGAAAAAGAGAAGGAUGAGAAGAAGAAGAUGGAGAAUGAGAGAGAUGAGAAAAUAAAAAACUGAGGGAGAGAGAACAGGACCAGAUCCUCCUAGCCUCAUUAAACCCAGACAAAGAUGUCAGCCCAAUCUCUUCCCCCAGCGAUAUCUCCAUCUCAGAAACCUCCUCGAGUUACUCGUCCCCACCUUCCUUCUAAACUCCAGACCAAUCCAUCCCCACUCUUCAAUGUGGCCUCUCACCAGGCAGAAACCAUUCCACCAACCUCUUAUGAUCCGUUAAACUUAAGCUCACCCUACCCUGCUGACUCCCUCCUGACCUCUACCAAGCCCCUAGUUCUUCCAUCCAUACCAUCCCCAAAAUCUAGUGCCUUUUCCUUAGUUCCACCAGACUCUUCUUCCAGGUCUCCAAGUCCUCAGGCCCUGAGAGCUGAUCUCCCUAAGCUCCUUCCCCCAUUCCCAGCUCCCCAGAUCAAUGCUCCUGAACCUACCAAUCCCUCUCAGUCCUCAUCUCCUAAAUUCCUGUCCCUGUCCCAUCACCCCUCAGUAUCUGGCACUGUCCGGAGACUAGCUGGGAAGUUUGAGGCAGGGUCUCUCAUAGGGGGGCAAAUUGGAGAAACCCCACUUCCCAGUCUUCAAGGUGGAGUGGAUGAGAAUGGAGAGAAAGAAGAUCCUCUGGCAGGGGGUGGACCUCAGAAGAAUGGAUGUCUGGAUAUAUCUUUGUCCUGUCCACUUCGUUGUCCCUGUCUCUGCCAUUUGACACAUCCUGGCCUGGAACUUAAGUGGGUAUCUGUAGGAGACAGUAAGGAAGUCCCCCGUGCUCCUCAAUGCCCCAUCCGUUCUCUCCCCAGCCCCCCAAGUAACAAGAGCACCUCUGUUGUUCUCACAUCAUACCGAUCCAUGGUGGAGGACAAACUCCUUCCUCCUCUCACACCUCCCAAACCAAAUUGGGUCAGGAAAGAGAUCACCUACCCUGAACAUCCUCCACAGACAGACCUCAACCUGCCCUCCAAAGACGGCACUCAUCUAGGAGACAAUCUGGAGGAAAAUCCAAAGAACUCUGUGGACAGGGACCAAGAGCUGGAGGUUCUGAAUGAGCAGGAUUGGGGCCUGCCUCUGCAGGAUGAACCCUUGUACCAGACUGCUGUGCUAGCUGAAGAGCUAUGGGGAGUUGGCAAGGAUGGGAAGUUCCUCCCAACAAACCUUCGAGAGCCCUCUGAACCUCGAAAUACACUGUGGCAGGAGCUCCCUACAGUUCGGGAGAGUGGUCUCUUAAAAACCCUGAGUCCUCAGGAGAGGAAGAUGCAGGAGAGUCUAUUUGAGGUGGUGACAUCAGAGGCCUCCUACCUCCGUUCACUUCAAUUACUCAUGGACACCUUUGUGUUAAGUGCUUCCCUUCGAGAUACAUUGACCCCCCGAGACCACCAUACUCUUUUCUCUAAUGUACAUCGUGUCCAGACUGUCAGCGAACGGUUUUUGGGAGUACUGCUCUCCCGGGUAAGAAGUUCCCCUCACAUCAGUGACUUGUGUGAUGUGGUGCACAUCCAUGCUGAAGGCCCCUUCUCCGUGUAUGUGGAUUAUGUGAGGAAUCAGCAAUAUCAGGAGGAGACCUACAGACGUUUGAUGGAGACGAACAUGCGUUUCUCAGCAGAACUGCAUCGGUUGCAGAGUCUACCUCAAUGUCAGAGGCUUCCACUGCCUUCUUUCCUGCUGCUUCCCUUCCAGCGUAUCACCCGACUCCGAAUGCUGCUUCAGAACAUCCUUCGUCAGACUGAAGAGGGCUCUGGCCGACGAGAGAAUGCCCAGAGAGCCUUGGGGGCCAUAAGCAAGAUUAUUGAGAGAUGUAGUGCUGAAGUUGGGCGAAUGAAGCAGACAGAGGAGCUGAUCCGGCUCAGCCAGAGGCUGUGUUUCCACAAAGUCAAGGCUUUACCUCUGGUCUCCUGGUCCCGACGUCUGGAACUGCAAGGAGAGUUGAUGGAAUUGGGAAGUCGGAAAGGCAGGUCCCUCUUUAAUUCCCGCCCUCGACUUACUCCCCUCUGUCUCCUGCUCUUCAGUGAUUUACUGCUCAUCACUCAGCCUAAGAGUGGACAAAGGUUGUAUGUUCUGGAUUAUGCCCACCGAUCCCUGGUUCAGGCCCAGCCAGUCCCAGACCCUUCUAGUCCCCCGACUUUUCGCCUCUCACUACUCAGCAACCAUCAAGGCUGCCCUACCCACCGACUGCUCCAAACCUCUUCUCUGUCUGACAUGCAGCGCUGGCUAGGGGCCUUCCCCACUCCUGGACCCCCUCCUUGUUCUCCAGACACCAUCUACGAGGAGUGGGAUUGCCCCCAACCUCUGAGUACAAAUUCUCAUGUAACUGCCAAGACAAAGGAUCUGAGCCUGGAGCCUGGGGACCUUGUCAACCAGCUUCACAAAAGUCCGAAGGCCUGGCUGAAGGGUUUCCAUGGGUCUUAUGCUGCUCAGUUAGCAAGUGAAGUGACAGGUGAGCACACCCGACGGAAAAACUUGCAACAGCAGAAGCAGCUACUUUGAGAGGCUGGGAAGCAAUUGCACACAGCGCCCACACUCUCCAUCUCCGGGUGCUAGUGGCCGCCUCCCACAUUGUGGACCCAGGCGCACGACUCCCACUGAGGGCAUCACUUCUAGAACAGCCAAUAUGGGACUGGCAUUUCUCUGAGUAGCCAAUGAAAAUGGAGUCCUCUCACACUCCAACCAAUGAAAAUGAUAGUUUUCUGAACUGGCAACCAGUGGGAGACAGACUCGAGACAUAGGAACCACUGAAGAUAGGAACACUAUAUGUCAAUUCUUUCUUACAAAAACUGGAAAAUAAAAUCUCUUUAUUCUCAA
This is a messenger RNA of Antechinus flavipes (yellow-footed antechinus), 2953 nucleotides long. It is a transcript of the gene ARHGEF15, whose product is annotated as Rho guanine nucleotide exchange factor 15. Gene Ontology annotation, biological process: activation of GTPase activity. The transcript has 16 exons. Gene Ontology annotation, molecular function: guanyl-nucleotide exchange factor activity. Bases 227 to 2638 code for a protein of 803 amino acids. The record is from RefSeq and is a predicted model, not a curated record. Lineage: Eukaryota; Metazoa; Chordata; Mammalia; Dasyuromorphia; Dasyuridae.